Oryzias melastigma (Indian medaka) is the source of this 2434-nucleotide messenger RNA. RefSeq names its product riboflavin kinase (gene rfk). Gene Ontology annotation, molecular function: riboflavin kinase activity. Gene Ontology annotation, cellular component: mitochondrion. NCBI's taxonomy places the organism in Eukaryota, Metazoa, Chordata, Actinopteri, Beloniformes, Adrianichthyidae. The record is from RefSeq and is a predicted model, not a curated record. The transcript is spliced from 4 exons. Gene Ontology annotation, biological process: FMN biosynthetic process; riboflavin biosynthetic process. The coding region runs from base 481 to 987 and encodes 168 amino acids.
GGCAACACAUGACUUCCGGGUUGGUCACACGGUCAAUGACAUCAGUGCCGACGCUUAGUGUCAUGGUUCUACACAUGUAACGUUACCGGCUUUUAAAAAAAACUUCAGGUUUAGACUCGAAUUUACAGUGAAUACUUGAAAAUCGUGAACGCAGUUUUAUUCGUACAUUUUUAACGCAUCUCCUGGAUCUCCGUCAUCCGCGAGCGGUAUUUAUCUCGCUAGCUAGUUUAGUUAGCAUAGCUAGCGUAGCCCGUGAACUUUUGUCAUCCUUGCCCUGGUUCCUCUUUAAACCGUGUACACAAGCUAAAUAGACAGUGAAACCAGACGAAUACAAAAUCAAAAAUCAGGUUGUUAUAUGAUAGGGCUUUAAUUUACCAGCUGGUUAUUUAACAUCGCCAUUUAAGAAGUUCGACGUCAUUGUGGCGUUCGAGGUCAUUCUGUAGCUUCCAUCGAAGCCAGCUGUUUUUUAGGGGAUACACCAUGAAGAGUCUGCCGUAUUUCUGCCGAGGAGCGGUCGUUCGAGGAUUUGGAAGGGGAAGCAAAGAACUUGGCAUCCCCACGGCUAACUUUCCGGACUCUGUGGUGGAGAACCUUCCAGCAGAUAUCAGCACCGGGAUCUAUUAUGGCUGGGCCUGUGUUGGGAAUGGAGAUGUUUACAAAAUGGUGAUGAGCAUUGGCUGGAACCCCUACUACAAAAAUACAAAGAAAUCUAUGGAGACUCAUGUGAUUCACAAAUUCAAAGAAGACUUUUAUGGGCAGAUUCUCAGUGUCGUCAUGGUUGGCUACAUCCGUCCAGAGAGGACUUUUGACUCACUUGAGGCUCUCAUUGUGGCAAUCAAUAAUGACAUUGAAGAAGCCAAAUUAAAGCUUGAGCUUCCAGAGCAUCGCAAACUCAAAGAAGACAACUUCUUCAUCAGUGCCGCCAGUUCAUCUCCAGUCUCCUCCACCACCCCAUCAACGUCGGAAACCAUAGCAAACGGUCACUGACAGCUGGCUGUGAGAGCCGCACAUUGCAUGUGUUCUCAUACAAAUGUUGCAUUUAAUGCAGCCUUGUUCUGAAGGCUGUCAGCUGCUGUUAUGGCUGUACAACCACAAAAGCAGACCAAAUCCUGCUGGGAUUCUUUUUUUAAUCCAAAAUAUGUUCAGCUUCUCAUAAGAAACUGUUCCUGACAGCCACUAACACUAUGUGUGGACACGUCUGACUUCUUCUAUGAAUGUCAUGGGCUCUAUUUUAGGUUUAAAAUCCUUUCUUUUUUCUUUAAAAACAUCAAUGACAGUUUGAUUUUGUUCAUUCAGAGGAUCCAGAUGAAACUCAAAGCUACUGAGUUUACUCUUUUAGUUUUUUUUUUUUUUUUGAGAAACUGAAAAUAUAUUUUUGUUUUGUUCCUUUUACAUAGAUAUCCCUUUAAGUGCUUAUUUAUUAAAUCAUUACCACUCUGCUAUAGUAGAACAGAGCUGGGAAUGGAGCUUUAAAGCCGUGUGCAAAAUCUUUGUGCACUGAAGUUCUAUCAUAGCUCACAUCAGUCAUUUUACUUUUACUUUUUUAAACCGGUUUCAUUCUUUUUCUUGAUGCAUUAAGCUCUGGCUUUUCUCCGAAAGGUGCCUCUGAAGAUGCUGUAAAGCAGGUUCAGAUGCAGGUAUUUUUUUCAGAUCUUACAUAUUAAAAGAGGCAGCAACACUUAUAGUUUCAAGAUAUUUAAUCGUGAAAGGAAAAUGCCCUCUCUUUGCAACUAAUAGUACACUUUUUUUCCAUUUUCCCUGCUGAAGUACACAGCAAAUCCCUAUGCAGGCAUGGGGGUAGAAGCAGACUUCUCACUAAAACCCAUCGUCAGGAUUUAAUGAAACUUUGUGGCAGAAAACGGUGAGUUCAGUAGAGUCAGGUAUGAAGUGGAUUCUCAAUCAGCCUUUUUAUGCUGUCAGGAAGCAUUUGAAACAAACCUACCUUGGUGACUUAUCAUGUUUAGCUGAUAGGAUGUAAACGACUGGAUAAAAGCCAGAAUAUUCAGGCAACUUUAAUUGUAUUAAGAAGCAAUGAUAGAUUUGAAGCCUGUUGGUAUGUCAGUCUGAAAUCAUACAAUAAAGUUACAUUAAUUGACAAAUAAUAAAGCCUCUGUCAAAACAGUCUUUGAUGAAAUAUCUGUGUACAAAGUGUUUAAACUUUGGAUUCAUUUCUGUAAACUGUUCAUGCAGCAGAAGAUGUGACCUUUUCACAAAUAACCAUGGAGUUUUUAUGGUUCUCCUACAUGAAGCACUAAACUUUUGUUAAUUCUUUGGUUAAAGCUGAAGCAGUUUGUUGCUUUGUCAAACAUGUUAUAGAUUUUAGGAUUUAAAUCUUGACUGUAUCAGAUGACUGUUUUGGUUUCAUAUGUUUGCUUUACUGAAAACUUCCCAUCAACCAGUUUACACAAUUUUAUGUAAUAAAAUUUCAAUCAAC